Messenger RNA from Cataglyphis hispanica, 3165 nucleotides. It is a transcript of the gene Mad, whose product is annotated as protein mothers against dpp. The record is from RefSeq and is a predicted model, not a curated record. Gene Ontology annotation, biological process: cell differentiation; BMP signaling pathway; regulation of transcription by RNA polymerase II. Gene Ontology annotation, molecular function: DNA-binding transcription factor activity, RNA polymerase II-specific; RNA polymerase II cis-regulatory region sequence-specific DNA binding; I-SMAD binding. The transcript has 3 exons. The coding region runs from base 611 to 2020 and encodes 469 amino acids. NCBI's taxonomy places the organism in Eukaryota, Metazoa, Arthropoda, Insecta, Hymenoptera, Formicidae. Gene Ontology annotation, cellular component: heteromeric SMAD protein complex.
GUAAUCCGCCGAGUAAACAUUCGCCGUAGUGUCGUCGCGCGGAGAGGGUGUUUACGCGCUGAAUUUCAGCGUUCGCGUAGAUGACGAGUCGAUCGCGCGUUCGCGGAAGCGAAGGGGAAAUUAAUUAAUCGCGCAGUACGUUACGUGUAAACGAAGUGUACUCUCGAAGGCGGCCCGUUUGCAUUUCCCUCAUCGUUGAUUGGGGGCGAUCGUCGUCGGUUAGCGCGUUCGGACGCGAGAGAAUGGCAGUGGAACGAUUGAGCGACACGAGGGAUCCGGAGUACAGACGGCUCACCGCGCGAAAUUGAUUCGCGAACGAUAUUAUCGUCGUCUCGUUUUCGCGGAAUUGCCAUCGGACACCCCGCGCCGCCCAGUAGUCGAACAGCGCAAUCGAUAACCCCACGGGCGCUUUUUGCGCUGGGCGAGAGAUCGUAAUGGCGUGAGCGUGGCGUCGAGGGCGAUAGAGAGGCGGCGGGAGUGGGAGACUCUAUGGUAAAAACAAUGCCGAAUCGCCAAGGAGCAGUGCAUUGCUGACAAAGAAGAUUAUUUCUUAUAGAUGAGAAUAUUAUGUGUAGAUAUAUCUUUUAAGUAAUACAAUACUACAUUGAAUAUGGAUGAUGAAGAAGGAGCCUCCAGUUCUGGACCUAUGUCUUCGUUGAACAGUUUAUUCUCGUUUACCAGUCCUGCUGUGAAAAAAUUGCUUGGAUGGAAACAAGGGGACGAAGAAGAAAAAUGGGCAGAAAAAGCAGUUGACUCUUUGGUGAAAAAGCUGAAGAAGCGUAAAGGAGCAAUUGAAGAACUAGAGCGAGCAUUGAGCUGUCCUGGCUCACCAAGCAAAUGCGUAACAAUUCCUCGAAGCUUAGAUGGUAGACUACAGGUUUCCCACCGCAAAGGCUUGCCACAUGUGAUAUACUGCAGAGUCUGGCGAUGGCCAGAUCUUCAGUCGCAUCAUGAACUAAAACCAUUGGAAUUAUGUCAAUAUCCAUUCUCUGCCAAGCAGAAGGAAGUUUGUAUUAAUCCCUAUCAUUAUAAAAGAGUAGAGAGCCCAGUGCUGCCGCCGGUAUUGGUUCCUAGACACUCAGAAUUUCCUCCUGGCCACUCUCUGUUGUCUUUUCAAGGAUUGGGCGAUCCAAGCAUGCCGCACAAUGUAUCCUACUCAUCUAGCGGCUUCAACGCUAGCUCCUCAGGUGGCGUUAAUCCAACAUCACCCAUGUCCUCUGUCGGUUCCGUGCCAAGCCCAGGGAGCGCAACCUUACCGAAUCCUCAGAGCCCGUAUGGUACUAAUGGAUUACCAGAGACGCCACCGCCAGCGUACUCUCCACCUGAGGAUGGCUCACAGACCGGACAAACCUCAUCAUCAGAUUCAGUUCCAAUGGAUACGAGCGCGCCCAUCGAAUCAACUACACCUGUGUGUUAUCAAGAACCACCCUAUUGGGCUUCGAUUGCUUACUACGAGCUAAAUUGGCGAGUGGGUGAGGUAUUUAAUUGUCAAACGCAUUCGGUGGUUAUUGACGGCUUUACAAACCCGAGCAAUAACUCCGAUCGCUUUUGCCUUGGGCAAUUGUCCAAUGUAAAUCGAAAUUCCACAAUAGAAAAUACAAGGCGACACAUAGGCAAAGGAGUGCAUUUGUAUUAUGUGGGAGGCGAGGUUUAUGCCGAAUGUCUCUCAGACUCGGCAAUAUUUGUACAAUCUAGAAAUUGUAAUCAUCAUCAUGGAUUUCACCCCAGCACAGUUUGUAAAAUUCCACCAGGAUGUUCGUUGAAGAUAUUCAACAAUCAGGAAUUUGCUCAGCUUCUUUCGCAAAGUGUAAAUCAUGGUUUCGAAGCUGUCUAUGAGCUAACAAAGAUGUGCACAAUUAGAAUGUCGUUUGUAAAGGGAUGGGGUGCUGAAUAUCAUAGACAGGAUGUUACAUCAACUCCUUGUUGGAUUGAAGUACAUUUGCAUGGACCUUUGCAAUGGUUAGACAAAGUGUUAACACAGAUGGAUGCGCCCCAAGUUCGCAUAAGUUCAGUGUCAUAAAUAAUAUGCACGUCCUACAACAAAAUGUUCAUUAUGAGAAAAGAACAAUUAGUCUCGAUGCACUUUUAAAAGUUUAAGGAUAAUGACCAUAAUUGCCAUAAAUGUGAGAGUUGUGGAGACCAUGCACAGAGACAUGUUUGACAAUGGUUACAGCUGUAAGUUACUUUAUGUUACAUUAAUAUUAAAUUCAUGAAAAUAAGACGAUAAUGAAACAAAAAUGUAAAGUUUGAAAGAAAUAUAAAAAAUUACGAAAAAUGUUAUAUAAAAAAGUAAGAAUAUUUAACAGUGAUCUCUGAAAGCUAUCGUGAUCACGUAAUGUAUACACUUAGAUGCUAUAAAACUCUUUGGCUGUUAUAUAGGAAAAGACUUAUACAUAUAGAAGUAUAAUGAUAUAUGUGUAAAAAAAAAGAAAUAUUUUUCAAAUUAUCCAUCACAGUCGUAAUACUUUAUUUUAUAUAGAAACUUAUUGCGAAGAUAUUUGUCAUUGUUAUGCCACAAAUCUUUUUCUAGAAGAUUUUAAAAUUUAUUGUGAUGAUAAAAGAAAUAUAACGCGAAAUUACAGCUGCUUGACAAAGAAAGUAAAUUCUCCGAAUUAUGGGAAGGGAUUGAAAAAUAUAAAAUAUUUUCUGUCCUCCCGAUCAAGACCUAAUAAUUAUAUCUGUUUUGUGUGUCUUAAAAGUACUUUUACGUCUCUAUGUAGAUCUACUCAAAUUUCUCGCUAAAAUGAUUGAUGAUGUAGCGCGGUCUUUUACUGAAAAACAAUGCGAUCCGUAUUUCGAUGUAAAACGUUGGACGUUGAUCUCACGUUGACUAUUGAAAGUUAACUGCGUCCAAUGAUAUAUUGAAAGCUCGAAUACAUUAAUUCGUAGAAAGAAAUUUAUGAUUCAUGACUUUGCUCCAUCUCUAUAUAAAUUACAUUGCAUUGUAUUCUUCUCGAUUAUCGCAUCAUGUAACAUAUGAUUCAACGCUUUCCAUAUUACAAUUCCUAAAAACACAUUACACAUUUAGGUAAGUUUUAUGUGUCAUAAAUAUAUGAAAUUUGCUGUACUGUACAAAUUCUAUAUGGGAGAAUUGUAUACAUUUGUAUAUAUGUGUACAAGUGUAUGUUUAAUGAAGUCAUCUAUUAGUAAAUUUAUACAUUGCUG